Messenger RNA from Paramacrobiotus metropolitanus, 3463 nucleotides. RefSeq lists its product as uncharacterized. Gene Ontology annotation, cellular component: cytosol. The transcript is spliced from 6 exons. The record is from RefSeq and is a predicted model, not a curated record. Gene Ontology annotation, biological process: anatomical structure morphogenesis. The coding region runs from base 918 to 3173 and encodes 751 amino acids. Gene Ontology annotation, molecular function: protein binding. Lineage: Eukaryota; Metazoa; Tardigrada; Eutardigrada; Parachela; Macrobiotidae.
GUUUGAUUACGACAACGUGGACUGAUUUUUCAUGACCUGGAUUUCGUUCACCCGUGAUUUUCCUGCUUCGUAUUGAUGACUUUUGAUUUAUUAAACCCUUAUGCUUAUCCUGGAGACCUGCGUUGAGCGAAACGGAAGCGUGUUAACCGAGAAAAUCCGCCACGAACUUGUUGGUGUCAUUGCAUGAAACUGAGUGAUGGAUGAACCGGAUAAAUUGUCGCAUUUACUGCAUCGUCUGCGGACGGUGGCGCCGGGCAGCAGCAGUCUGCAGGCCAUCGUCGACAAUCUGCGCAUCUACCUGAAGCGCCAUCAAGCGCAGAUCCCGCGGGCGGUAGCCGAUGGCGGAGUGGCGGCCGUGACGCGACUGUUGCAGUCUAUCGUUUUCGCCGCCAAAGACGGUAACAACACUUCGCGGACCGUGUCCGAUGCGUCAGACCAGGAGCCGGUGGUGUUGAGUCUGCUGUCGUUGCUGAUGAUUCUGGCCACGGAGCAGCCGGCGAAAGUCAGCUUAAACAACGAGAAUGCCGUGAAAUUAUUCGUGUUCCUGCUACAAUCCAAAUACUCCCCGGAACUCCACCUGCGCACCCUGCGGACCCUUCUCACCCUGCUCCACACCAACCCCCCACUGGUCACCCUCCUGGCCACCGCCCCCCCUCACCGCGACCCUUACGGCCUUCUUGGACACCACCUCCCUCCAGGACCCGGCCAUCCGCCUCCUGCGCGCCCUCUCCCCGGCCUCGGCGCCCUUCCGGCGCGCCCUCCUGCGCCAGGGCACCCUCCCGCGGCUUCUCAGCCUCCUGCACCCCGACUCCUCCGAACCCCCCAUCCUCCAGUCCGCCCUCCUGACCAUCACCGGCCUCCUGCCGCCCGGUGACCAGCCCGUGGACGACGACACGGCGCGCAUCCUCCGCGGGUGCAUGGCGCAGCUGGUGACCCUCGCCGGGCACGAGGCCCCCGGGGUGCAGCAGUCCGCGGUGGAUCUGUUGACACGGAUGGCCGGGAGCUCCAGUUUACGCCUGGAUAUGGGGAGUAAGGGCGUGGUGGCGUGUUUCCUGGAGCAGUUGGGGUUCGAUGCGCGGCAGACGACGGUGGAUAGUCUGCAGCGGAAGGUGGCGUUCGCGUUGACGCUGUGCUGUCGGGAUGGGUUUAAUCGCGCGAAACUGGUGGAUUUGGGAGGAUUAAGGGUGCUGGUGGGGAUGCUGGGACAGGUGCUGUACCAGACGGUGCAUCUGCAUAUUUUAGCGUGUUUACCGGAGUUCCGGCAUGAUUCCACGACCAUGCAGCAGCUGAUUCAGCUGGGCGUAUUGCCGUUGGUCGCCGAGUACAUGUCGGCCGCCAUCGACGUCUGCCAAUCAUCCUCGCCUUCCGUCUCCAAACUUCCGGAAUCUCCCAACCCGCCGGUGGACGACGCGCCGGCCUCAACCGCGGCGACAUCUACAUUCGCGGUCUCCCCGCCCCGUCUCCGCCACCUCCCCCCGCCCAGCCCGGCCGUUUCCCCGCCCUCCAUCUCCGAAGAACUCCAGCGGGACCUGGGCCGUCUUCCUAUGGACACGGGGAACGCCUCACCCUAUCCCAGCUCCCCGGGCGGGUUCCCGGGACCGCGGACACCCGGUCCGUCCACGGGGCGAUAUUCCCCGGUCCUGGACGACCCCCCGGGGACGUCCGCAUCCCCGGAAAGUCCCGGACGCCUGGAAAACAGCGUUGGAGAUCUGGGAAGUGCGCUCCUGGUUCCCGGAGGGUCACCGGAACCCGCUGGAGGGUACUCGCCGGUGCGUGUGGAUAGUCCCAGCUCGCCGAGCUGUUCCGGGAUGUCUGGAGAAUCUCCGGGACCGUUUGCUUCCCGCCGGGGUUCCGGACGGUACUCUCCGGUGCUGAUGGACGUGGAGGAUGACAAACCGUCACUAAAACGGUCCCUUAGCGCCGCCAAGGACCCUCCGACGACAAAAAAGCCCCGGACCACCUCGACGAUGAGCCAGACCGACGCCGAGAAGUGUCUGCGCUACGCCCUGGGGUUCCUGGAGUCCAUCUCCUACCAAGCGGAACUGACACGCUUCCUGGCGACCAAACCGCUGCUGGCCGGGCUCCUGGCCUGCAUGGAGCUGUACUACCACCCCGAGAAGACAGACACCAUCGGGAACCCGGUGAAACCUUAUUCGAUCAUCCAGCGCAUCGUCCGCGAUCGUUUAGCCUUCGAGCACGUGGUCAAGAGCGGGCUGGCGCUGCGGCUGGUGGAGCGCAGUCGCUGUGACGCGGUGGACGCGGCCAAGAAGGAGCUGGUGAAGAGUCUGCGCAACUGCGCCGAAGGGGAUUUCGGUUUUGGCGAGUUAUUGCAUCUGUGUCUGCGGGCGCCCGCCCCCGUGCGCAUGACGUGUGUGGCCAGUGCGGCGGUGCUGCUGGGCGGGCGGGGCGAGCGGAUGCGGUUGUGGGAGCGGAACGGGGUGCUGGAGCAGCUGAUGGAGGCGCUCAGUGAGAUUCACGAUGCCGAUGAGGAAACCGCCCGCGUCAUCGGGCAGGCGGUGCACGGCUUCUUCGCCAAUUUGUCCAGCGACGCGGACGACGAUCCGAUGGGCUUGAGUUUCCGGGACGCGGCGCUAACCGGCUGCCAAUACGAACAGAUGCCGGCGGUUGAUAACGACGCGGUGUGCCAGCUGGACGACGGCACCAUCGUCCCCGUCAACCGGGAGAAAUUAGCCGCCGCGUCCGAUGUCUUUGCGGCGCUGCUGGGCAGUAAUUUCAUCGAGGGACGCCAGCAGAUUGUCCCCAUCAAACAGACCGAAGCGCAAGCCUUCACGGGUAUCGUGCACGUUUUAUGCGGCUGCCGCUUCACCUCCUGUCCGCAUCUGGACACCCUCCUCACCGACCCCACCGGCCUCCCUCUCCUGGAUCUCGUGCAGCUCAGCGACCAGUUCCUCCUCUUUGAUCUGCGGGAUUUCGCCAGCACCGUGCUCAUCAACGAACAGCUGACCCCGACCAACUGCCGCCUCCUGGUGGAACAAGCCGACGCCCUGCAUCUGACCACCAUCAGCGAGGGCAUCGUGCAGCGGGUGGUCAGAGCCGAGAUGGAGACCGGCGAACGGGCCGCGUACCUGCGGGAAUUGAUGGGGGGCUGGGAUGUCCCCGGAAAGGACGGGUUGUUGACCCUUCUGCGGGCGGUGAUCACGGCUGCGUGGUGAAUGGGGGCGGGAUGGGCCCCGUGGGCGGUUGGGAAUUUUCGGUGAUUUUUUUUAAGAGAUCUGCUUGUUUUGCUUUGCUGCGUGUAUCUCACGGGAUUUCUUUUCUUUAUUUUAUUCUUAAUCUGUUGUUGGAACGCUGAAUGAUCGGAUAAUGAGCACUGGUUGCGUUUUGGAUUUGACAUUUUAUGCUUGCUUUUAUCAUGGCUUUUUGAUGGUCAAUGGACAGUGACCAUAUACAUAUUCAUUCAAAAAAUAAGGAGAGAUGUUGGGUAAUGAAUAAAAUGGAAGUA